ACACGGCCUUUUGAUACAUGGGUACUAGAAACAAUCUUCAAAUCGGACAAUGCAUCUCAUCACCCCAUUACUAGCUGUCGUUGCAGGCUUCGCAGCAUCCGUCGCAGCACAAGAUGCGCCUAUACAGCCUCAGUUGACCUUGCUCUACAGCAUGGACGCGCACUUGGGGGAGCGGUUCUCACUUGGUCCAAUUCCUACGGGAGAAGAGCGCAUUGUGAUUCCCAUCGUGGGCGGAUCAUUCACUGGCCCAAAGUUGAAUGGCACCGUCCUCAACCUCGGCGCCGACUGGCGUCUCACAGAUGCUCAAGGCAUCGUUCGCCCCGAUGCGCGCUACAAUAUCCGCACCAACGAUGGUACAAACAUUUAUGUUCAGACCGAAGGAUUCCCAUUACCGGAUGGCCGCACUAUGUUGAGGGGCAAGUUCGAAACAGGAUCAAAUGGGACGUAUGCGUGGAUGAACGAUGUUGUUGGUGUGGGUGUAUUGAAAAGGAAUGGUACAAGCGCGGUGAGGAUCGAGAUGUGGCAUGCAACGCCCGGAGCAUGAUGGGUCAAUCCCGAGAUUUUGCUUGUGUAUUUGGGUAAACCAAGUCAACAAAAAGAGUCUGGGUAUCCU
This is a messenger RNA of Periconia digitata, 613 nucleotides long. The record is from the annotation of a GenBank genome assembly. NCBI's taxonomy places the organism in Eukaryota, Fungi, Ascomycota, Dothideomycetes, Pleosporales, Periconiaceae.